AUGGUAUGGUUAGGAGCUACUGCUGCUAGUGAUCGAGUACGAGAAACUAUUAGGUCGAGGAGAGGUGGCAAGGGCGGCUUCGAGGUAGAAGAUCAAGGUUUAGGUGGGCUAAAGGAUGGAGGCAUGGUUAUAAUGGGAAAUUUGAAGAAGAUGAUUGGUGAUGCUAGAGGAGGUGUGGAUGAUUGUAGAAUUAUAGCAUCGAGUGGAGAUAUUGGGCUUGGACUUGUUAGGCUAAAAGUAAGUUAUAGGUGCGCUUGUAAUGGAUCGGAGUGUGUUUCGGUUUAUUUAGGAGAAGAAGAUGGGCUUAAGGCUAAUGGUUUGGUGACAAUUCGAAUGGGGCUAAAUAGGAGUGAAGCAAGCUUAAGAGGAAAGGUUAGGCUUAGGUGA
Dovyalis caffra is the source of this 387-nucleotide messenger RNA. Lineage: Eukaryota; Viridiplantae; Streptophyta; Magnoliopsida; Malpighiales; Salicaceae. The record is from the annotation of a GenBank genome assembly.